This is a messenger RNA of Otolemur garnettii (small-eared galago), 2571 nucleotides long. RefSeq names its product DENN domain-containing protein 2A. Gene Ontology annotation, cellular component: actin cytoskeleton. Gene Ontology annotation, biological process: retrograde transport, endosome to Golgi. Lineage: Eukaryota; Metazoa; Chordata; Mammalia; Primates; Galagidae. Bases 1 to 2571 code for a protein of 856 amino acids. The transcript has 13 exons. The record is from RefSeq and is a predicted model, not a curated record.
AUGAUGACCGUGUGCAGGCCGGCCGAGGGCAGCCACAGCCACACCGAAAACCUGAGCUACAAAUUGGCAGACAAGGUCAAGGUGAAAGAUCCAAAGACUGGGGAAGACCCUCAAAGGCAACCAGUUGGGUCUUCCAUUCCUUUUCUAGAAGCUGGUCAGGAGCCACCUUUCAGAAGUAGCCCACUGGAAAGCUUCAGUAACCUUGUGCUAGAGUCAAGAGUGGACAUGUUCAGCUCAAAGAUGAUCAUCAGUGACCCAGCUGCAGAAGCCAGCAGGGCCGGGAAGAAGCACCUCAGAGAUGCUCAGAACCCACGUCCAUCUGCCAGAGUUGGAGCCCGACACAAGUCCCUCAGCAUAAAGGAUAAGAUAUCAGAAUGGGAAGGGAAGAAGGAGUCAUCCACUCUUGUACCUGGCAGCAAAGUGGAUGGACAAGAGGAUUAUCUGACCUCCUGUGUGGUAGGGAGGAGGAGAAGUAGUGAUGGGGUAAGGCCUCAGGUCACAGAGGCUAAGAAUGGAACAAGGUUGGAAACAGAGAACAGAGAAAAUGAGAGGAGUAAAGAGGAAGUAAAAGUCCAGGGACAGAGCCCAGAGCAGUGGCAAGAUCCGAGCCAGCCAGCCAGGGAGCUGGAUCCUAGCUUGGGCCGGAGCCGAGAGCCGAGGGUUGGCAGGCGCUUUCAGAAUGAUCAGCUCUCGGUGCUGAAACAGGUCAAGAAGCUUGAGCAGGCUUUGAAGGAUGGAUUGGCAGGGUUGGACCCCCAGUUACCCGGGACUUGUUAUUCCCCACACUGCCUGCCUGAUAAGGCAGAAGAAGGGCCCACCCUCCCUGAGAACCUGGGAGGUGGGGGAGGUUCAGAAGUCAGCUGGAGAGUCCACCACGUGGACCUGGAAGGCAGGGAGUCUGCCCCUGAGGCUGCUGAGAAAAGGAAAGGUUCAUGUGGAAAGCCGGGGGACCAGAGCCUCGAGAGUAUGUACAGGGGCUCGGAGGGUCCCCCCCCAAAGCCCUUCAUCAACCCCUUGCCAAAGCCCCGGAGAACGUUCAAACAUGCUGGAGACGGGGACAAGGAUGGGCACCGGGGCAUCAGCUUCAGGAAAGAGAAGAGAAACCUGCCUCCCCUACCCUCUCUACCUCCCCCGCCCCUGCCCUCCUCUCCCCCUCCUCCCUCUGUGAACAGAAGGCUGUGGACUGGGAGACAGAAAUCCAGCACUGACCACAGAAAGUCCUACGAGUUUGAAGACUUACUGCAGUCUUCCUCUGAGAACAGCAGGGUGGACUGGUACGCGCAGACUAAGCUGGGGCUCACACGCACUUUAUCAGAGGAGAAUGUUUAUGAAGACAUUCUGGAUCCGCCAGUGAAGGAAAACCCUUAUGAGGACAUUGAGUUACAUGGUCGCUGCUUGGGGAAGAAAUGUGUCUUGACCUUUCCUGGUUCUCCCACCUCUUCCAUCCCAGACACGCCUGCCAAGCAGUCAUUGUCCAAACCUGCUUUUUUCCGGCAAAAUUCAGAGAGGAGGAACUUCAAACUGCUGGACACUAGGAAGCUGAGUCGGGAUGGCACUGGGUCCCCUUCCAAAGUCAGCCCCCCCUCCACUCCCAGCAGCCCGGAUGACACAUUCUUUAAUCUUGGAGACCCACAGAACGGCAGGAAGAAGAGAAAGAUACCCAAGCUGGUGUUGCGAAUCAAUGCCAUUUAUGAGGCCCGGAGAGGAAAGAAACGGGUGAAGAGGUUGUCCCAGUCCACGGAGAGCAACUCAGGAAAAGUGACAGAUGAGAACAGUGAGUCUGACAGUGACACGGAGGAGAAGCUGAAAGCUCACAGCCAACGCCUGGUCAACGUGAAGUCCCGGCUGAAGCAGGCCCCACGGUACCCGUCACUUGACCGGGAGCUCAUCGAGUACCAGGAGAGGCAGCUCUUUGAGUACUUUGUGGUCGUUUCUUUGCACAAGAAGCAGGCCGGAGCUGCCUAUGUGCCAGAACUCACCCAGCAGUUCCCCGUGAAGUUGGAAAGGUCUUUUAAGUUCCUGAGAGAGGCUGAGGACCAACUGAAGGCUAUUCCCCAGUUCUGCUUCCCUGAUGCCAAAGACUGGACUCCUGUCCAGCAGUUUACCAGCGAAACAUUCUCAUUUGUCUUAACUGGAGAGGAUGGGAGCAGAAGGUUCGGUUACUGCCGAAGACUACUGCCUGGAGGCAAAGGGAGGCGCCUCCCUGAAGUGUACUGCAUCGUGAGCCGCCUGGGAUGCUUCAGCCUCUUUUCAAAGAUCUUGGAUGAGGUAGAAAAAAGACGAGGCAUCUCUCCUGCCCUGGUGCAGCCCCUCAUGAGGAGUGUCAUGGAAGCCCCUUUCCCAGCCCUUGGCAAAACCAUCCUCGUCAAGAACUUCUUGCCAGGCUCAGGAACAGAGGUGAUUGAACUGUGCCGCCCACUGGACUCCCGGCUGGAACACGUGGACUUUGAGUCCCUCUUCUCCUCUCUCAGCGUGCGCCACCUGGUCUGUGUUUUUGCAUCCCUGCUUCUGGAAAGGAGGGUCAUCUUCAUUGCAGACAAGCUCAGGUACCAGCUUGGCUACUUCCACUGA